This is a messenger RNA of Symbiodinium necroappetens, 1115 nucleotides long. Lineage: Eukaryota; Dinophyceae; Suessiales; Symbiodiniaceae. The record is from the annotation of a GenBank genome assembly.
GAAACUGCAUCUUGGCAACCUUGCCGUUGGGGGCAGUCUGGAGAAUCUGGCAAAGAUGACGAAGUUGAGUAUGCUUGUGAUACAGGAUACCCAGGUAUCCGGCAAUCUCUGGUGUCUGCGACACCUCUCCAACAUGAUCCAUCUGUUCGUCCAGAAUAGCAUGGUCACCGGCACUCUCUCGGCCAUCAAGGGCAUGCGCAACUUGCGGUAUUUGCAAAUCCAGCAUACCAAGGUAGAUGGAAACUUGGCAUCCCUGCAUAAUCUAUCCAAGAUGAUCAUGCUGACAAUGUCUGGGACCAAUGUGAGUGGGGACCUUUCUCACUUGAAGCGCAUGACGAGAUUGAAGUACCUGAAUGCUUUUGGGGCCCGUCUAUCCGGUAGCAUCGACUCCCUGCAGGUGAUGCCAAAGCUGACUAAGCUUGACCUUUCAGGGAAUUCGGACAUCAUUGGUGACAUCAGCAGCCUGACCGGCUUGGACGAUUUGACGGAGAUCAGGCUCGGUUUCACCAGUGUACAUGGCCACUUAUCCACAGAACGUUGGGGGUACCACCUGCGGCGCCUACCGAUCCUGGACUUGACGGCAACACGCUCAGAGUUCCUGCUUGGCAUCGAUGAUUCGUCUGAGCUCAACUUCCUCAGAAGAGUACUAGAUGAUGACAAGGGCGCGAGGUUCAUCUUGCCUUCGUUGAGGACCCUGCAGGUCUCUGGCUGCCCAUUGAAUACCGAUAUGUCGCACUUCCGCACGACGCUUAAGUUUUUCCCGAGUCUUAGAACCAUAGUUGCGGCGAACUGUGGCCUCCACGGAGCCGUGUCGGGCGGGUUCGGUCCCCUCGAGCCUGCUUGGAUGUACCUGGAUCUGUCAGACAACCGCUUUGACACAAUCGACGUACCUGAGCUCCCCAUGUUCUUCAGCAUCGCGCACAAUCGAGCUCGCAAUCAAGGUCUGAUCUUGGAUGAAAACCUCAUAUCCAAUGCACUGCAGAAGGGAUCAUCGCUGGACUUCACGGGGGUGGACUUUGUCAAUUCCCGUGCAGAACCGAAGCAGCUGCUUGCCCGGGGUGUCUUCAAGACGAAACCCCAUGUGAGCACCUUCAACCAGUCAGAUGGAUAUGCGU